UUGACUUUACAGCUUGCAAAAUUUAUCAGUACUCAUAAAAAGGAGCUCUUCAAGCAGUCACUUCGACUUAAAAACAAUUCAGAGCACAUUAACAAUGGGUUUUUACCACUCAACCCUGCUUCUGGACCAAGCCUUAUUGGUCUCCUUCUGUCUGGUACUAUGAGCAAACUUAUGAAUCCUUUUACCAUGCCAUUUGCUCCACCACAUUCAGCUGUAAGUAACUUUUUUAUCAAUCAAUCAGUCAAUCAGUUGAAAACAAUCUAAUCAUCUUUUAGCUGAGCAGCUAAUCUAUCUUUCUAUUAAUGUUAAGUAUUCAGCCAAUCAUAGGAAUUCAAUAGAUUGAGAUCUGUUGGUCAAUUGAUGAGUUUGCUAGUUGGUCAGUUAAAGGUAAUUCAGUGUGGGUGAGUCAGAAUUUCAGUCAGUUGUUGGGUCAAUGAGUCAGUUUAAGUGGGUGAGUUACUCAGCUACUUAGCAUGUUUACUUGCAUAUCUGAUGUUGUCUUUUUUUUUCUCUCUCUUUUAGUCUUCUGACACUCCUAAUCUGCCAUUGAAUGCUUCUUCAUGUAAUACUACAGAGCUAGAGAAGGUUUUGGUACUCAAGACUUCCAAUCAAAAGGUACAUGUGCUUAGUGGCUUUGUAAAAUUGAUGCCAACCAGUUCCUUUUCUGCACUAGAAGUGAAGAAAGACAUAAUGAUGAAUAUGACAUAUAGCAUUAUUAAGAGGAAUUUUUACCUUGAGGUUCAGUGGUCUUCAGUGGUCUGGGUUAUGUGGGUGUAAAAAGUAGAUGUGAACAGCUUUUCAAAAUAUUUUUUAAUCAGAGAGGAUUACAAGCAACUCAGGUCCCUCUUUCCCCCUUUUAGCUCAUAGGGAGUAGGAUGUGUGGAAAGAGGUUUUUAAAAGGAAAGUGGGGUGAAAUAAUCUCUAUACGUGACAAGCAAGCAUAGCUCACAAGAUGAAUCAUGUUGUAGUUUAAGUAACCUUGGCUGAUACAACUUACAUGUGGCUGUUUGUAGGAAGCACUUGAACAGUUAUGCCACCUAACACCGUCACAGGCUCAGCUUCUAGCUGGCUAUCUUCAGCACCAUGUGGACCGUACAGCUGCCAUGCAGAAGGUGGGCUUUGCUUUUAGUGGUGUAUUAAUUCUCACUCACUUGCCACCCAUUAUAGUGGGUGGCACAAGAAGAGGGGGAUUGAGGCUCCUACAGCCCUGCUUGUCUGACUGUGUAGCCAGCCUUUGUUUGGAUUAAUGAGGUUGUGGGAAGAGGGUAUUUAUGGGCUUUCAAUUUGUGUGGUUUAUAGUAAACUGAUAAAAAAAAUUAUCCUUUCAUAUGGUGCUUACUUGGUUUAAUUUCUGGCCUUUUGACCUAUUAUUAUUGUUAUUAUUAUUAUGAUUAUCAUCAUCAUCAUGGUCAUCUCCAUCAUUAUUAUCAUUACUAACAACAUCAUUAUUAUAACAUUGUUGUUAUUAUUAUUAUUGUCAUAUUAUAAUUAAAUAAAUAAUUUACAUCAACAAGUUGAAUUAAUUGCUCAUUUAGUCAAUUAAAUGAAACUUAAAUGAUGAACAGUGAAAUCAAUCAUCUACAACUUAUACCAGAGUAAUUAUAAUGUGAAUGUAAAUGGUUUUCCUUUUAGCUGAACGUAACCCGUGAAGACUUGAAGGAUUACAACAAAUCAUACACAAAACUGCGAGGAGAUGUAAGGUUUUUCUUUAUAGUUAUGUUACUUUACCUGAAGAAGUACUUAAAACACUAUAAGUUUGAAAAGAGUUACUUUUUAAACACGUUAAUUCUUUUAUGACUGCGAAUAUAUGAAAAUCAUAUACAACCGCGGUUUAAGAAAUGAAUGUGAAUUAAUGAACACUACUUAUUUAAUAAGCAGUAGUAAAUUUUUUUUAGGCGUUAUUUUCACCACUGCUUAAGUAUUGUUCAUUACCGUGGAGAUCGCUUUUAUAGUCAGUAAUUUAUUCUGUGGCCUGAAGUUUUAAGUCGUUGGUUGGGGUGUUCCUUGGGCGGUUAGGGUGGUCCUUAGGGUGUUCCUUGAAGUUAGAGCCAAUUCUUUGUCUUUGCUUGAUAGAUCAGAAAGAUGUCAGAGAAUAUCACACUUGGAAUGAUUUUUGAGAGCAAAUGGAUUGAGACAUUGUGUUAGAUUUUUCCCUUGGUAGCAUUUCUCUUAGUUAUUUUUUGUACGAGUUACACCCCUCUGUGCAAAACCCAAAACUUUGCAGAGCUUUACUUAUUUGCAGAGCUCGUUAUUCAGCACUUAAGUUGUCCUGCAUGGGAACAUUUUAUUCUUUAUCACUGUGUGUUCAACUUUCAGCUGAAGAAUUUGACCGAGUUUGUGCACCUGGUACAAGAGGGAGUGGAGCUUGCGCAGUUGUUGCGUGUCAAUCUCUCCUUCACAAAUCACCUCCAAAACAAGACCAAGUGGGAGAGAAACAAAAUUUACCUUCGUGAGAUGUGGAAGAAUCUCGGCCCAAUCAUUUGCGGCCCAGACCCGGAUGCACAACCCAAAAAGAAAGUGAUAGAUCACAUGUAUGAUUACCGCUGCCGCACCAAGGCUUGCAAAACCCGAGCCAUGCGUCUUAUGCUGUACCUCUUACUUCACAAUCCGAAAAUAGCCUACUCCCCCAAUGGUACAGCUGCUGAUGAAAUCAUCAAAAAGGUGACUUGACUCAAUAUAAGCCUUUUGCUGUUUAGCCUGCGCGCAAGCUCUCGUAAGCUCUGCUCGUGAGGAUACUCAUAACCCUGUAACCCAUAAGAGUGACAAGCAUCUCUUAGUUUCUCUGAGUAGGAUCAUCCCUGAUUCAAACAUUAAGGCCAUGAGGAAAAAAGGUUAUGAUUGCAAGUUCAAGAAACUCUUGAUUGUUAGGCAAAUUCUCCUUGUAAGAAUCAUAGGAAUGGAUAAAGAACAGUAUGCUAAUGUUUGGGUGGAAAGGGUUAAAGCAACGCGUAUGAGGGCUUGCUCGCAGACUAUUUGUUGUUUUGCACGGUAAGUUAGGUAACGCAGGAUUUUUCAGGCGCUAUCGUUUGAGGGAGGCGAUACCCUAAUGAUCGGCGCGUUGCUCCGGAUUGAAAGAUCCAGCGUCCAGCUCGAGGUUAAUGACUGAGGGAUGUUAUUUGUCGCAUUUUUCUUGGAUAAUCCACUAAACUCUCGCUGGCAGUUCCUCUGUUUACCCACGCUAUUGUUGUUGGAAAGGUGAAUAACGUUAUUCAGUGGAUAAAUCGUUAUCUGGUGGAUGGCGCAGUAUGUUUUGUUCACAUUUAUCCACUGAAUAGCGAUUUGCUCGUUGGAUAGCGCAAUCCACCCUUUGAAUAACUGGGCCUUGGAGUAGAACUGAAUGGAUACUAGCGAUCUGCCUGGGAAAACUGAAGAAUGAGGAAGGAGAGGUUGAACAAUGGACUUCCAGGACACAAACAGCAUGGAAACUACAUGUAAUUCCAAGCCAAGGGGCAAAAUUGAAUCCGUAGCGUUUGGUUGAAUAGAUAUAGACAUCUAUGUCUUAACGUCCACACUUUUCGAAAUCAAUUGAAUUUUCCUUUUUUUUUUUCUUUUGAUAAAAUGGAUGUGGGCUUUCUGUACGAGACGUAUGUGAAUUUCACUUGGAAAAAAAUGUGUUUUAGCCGAGGUUAUUAUUUAUUUGAUCAAGGAACUUGUUAUAAAAGCACAUCAUACUUCUUGAAAUCUUAUGGAAGUGUUUUUUUUGGUUUUGUAACCUUCACAGGCAAACAGAACAUUUUCAGACAUUGAAAAACUGAUACAUCUCGCCGAGGAAUGGUUGAACACUUCAAAGAAGAUCCGUGGCGUGUUACGGCAAAAUGACUCACAGUACUACCUUGGACUUCUGCUCAACAAUAAACAUAAAUGUCUGCAUCGAUAUAACAACGAGGCUUACAACCUAACUGGGCACAAACCUAGCGAAAACUUCAGGUGAUUAAAGAGGCCUUCCAAAAAUUGUAUCGCAAUGAAUGAUAUUCAUAGCACUACUAACACUAGAAAAACUCGGUUCUGCCCUUUUCCGUUAUCAUAAACGUCGUUCUAAAUCUCUUUUUAUUCUCACUUGUAUCUGACUUUUCAGACAAUACGAAGGACUUGAUGAACUCCUAACCCGCAGUUGCGAUAACACUAACCCAUUAAUUACCCAACUGGACAUGAUUGAUAGUGUGGCUCGCUUGUGGUUGGAAAUGGCUUCACAUCUCAACCUAAAUAUCUUCAAAGGUUUUAAAGAUGAGAGAUCUCUGCUGAAUUUUGCCCUAAAUAUCAACGGCUCUAAGAAUGGAGACACUUCUAAAGUCGUUGCAGGUUAGUAGGCCCACCCGUUUUUAUUUUAAAGACUAACUUAAAAUACUAUAAGAAAAAAUGGAGCCUAUUUCGAUUCUGAUAAUUUGUCUUGUCUUGGCCUUAAACCUUUUGGCGCCUAGCAUCUAAUUUCUUCUUGCAAUUUCACACCCGAAUGGCAAACUAACGUUAACAAGAAUAGAGGAAAUGAUCACCAACUAAAGAGGAUCUUGAUUUUUCAACAAAUUCUCCUUGUUAGCACUUGGGGAAAUACAUAGAGAACUGUAGGGAGAAUGUGCAUACUGAUGUUAUGAUAUGAAGGGUUAAGCACUUGCACAGUUAGAUAGGAAGUUUUAAACCAUCUUACCUCUUCCAGGAAUCGUGUUCAUGAACAUAAAGGUGAAUGUCAGCCUGCCUCCUCACGUUAAAUAUAAGAUUCGGAUGAAUGCUUCCUAUUUUACGCCCGCGACCGACAGCAUCCGUGAUCGCUACUGGAUGCCGGGGCCCCAGAGUUGGAAUCAGCGUUACUAUGACUUAGGAUUUACCUGGCUUCAGGACCAGAUUGAGAGGGCUAUUGUUGAUCUGCAUGCUGGGCGAGAAGUCAUCAAACCAGCUGUCUACCUCCACGAGAUGCCGUAUCCGUGCUAUGUGAAAGACAAGUAAGAAUUUAACUUGUCACGAGCGUGAGGACAAAGAAAUUAUUCUGAGUCUCCAUAAGGUAUUGGGCUAAACUCGCGCGAGGCUUUCGACUUCGCUGAUCCUAGCAGUAUGCGAUUAGCGUGUCACAUACGAUCCUUAAAGUUUGCAGGCUCAGUGGUAGAGCGACCUAGCGCGGAAUUCGAAGGUCUGAGGUUCGAUUCCUUAUGGGUACUCAGAACUUUUUCUUUCUCCCACACUCGUGACAAGACAAAGAAAAAAAAUUGUCUUCUUUUCACAACCAAGCUCACAAUUCACCAUCUUUCGUACAGAAUUUAGAUGCCGUUACAGUUGUGUUUGCAAUAGAACUGACAUAGAAAAAAUGAAAAAGUGUGUCCCACAGUUGUUUAAGAUUUCUCUUAAAUUACCAAUCAUAACAAACUCUCUAUCAAAUUUUGUUGUUUUCUUUUUCUUCUCCAGUUUUAUGUUCAUCAUCGAGCACAUGAUGCCUCUGUGCAUGACAGUGUCGUGGAUUUACACCGUAGCUCUGGCUGUACAAGCCAUUGUGUACGAAAAAGAACAGCGCCUGAAGGAAGUCAUGAAGAUGAUGGGUCUGUCUAAUGCUGUGCACUGGGUGGCGUGGUUUAUCACCUCACUCUGUGUCAUGUCCAUUACUGUGGGCCUUCUGGUUAUAAUCCUUAAGGUAAGUGGCUUUACAUACCGUCCUUUUAGAUUUUCCCUUUGCAUGGAGCACUGAUUUCCAGAUUUUACAGGAAAACACAAUCGUAGCUUGGGAACUUGCGUUGUUCCGCGCACAAAUUAGUUUACAGUUUACUUGUUUCGAUUCUUGGUUGUCAUUAGCUAAUUUCGAUUUACUCUUUUGUUCUUAUUGGUCGUCGUAAUUACUGUUGUUUUAGUUUGACGAUACUUUAUCGAAAUUUUCUCUAUAAUGUAGCUGUCGGCUUUGACCUGAUGAUCUGAAGAGUGGCUUCUCUUAUUACAUGCCUCGUAGUAAUGGUUGGGGGGGGGGGGGAAGGGUGGGGGCUGGAUGAAAGGAAGGAGGAGAACGAACACGCUUGCACCAAAUCCAGUGGAAGAAAAAACUGAUUACAAGAUUGCUUGAAAGCAGUAUAAAACGUUUCCUCGAAAAGUCUCCCAAAAUUUACCAAAUGACAAUGGAACUUGUACAAAUUUUUAAAAUUUUCUUGGGAUAGACGUUUACGGACUCUCCUCCGGUCCAAUACGAUGCAGCCUAAUCAUUACUGCUUAUGGGGCCCCCUCAAAAACUCGUUCCUAUAGGUCUGGGGCGAAAGACUGCAUAUGAAGAAGUUAUUAUUGCGUUUAACCAGUCGGGAAAUUUGCAUACCCCAGUUGCCUCUUGGAUUAAAUGAAGUCAUUUCCAUAGGAAUACUAACGCGUAGUCUUGUUAUUAUGUCCACAGUACGGCAAGGUGUUGUACUACAGCGAUCCUGUUAUUAUCUGGUUGUUCCUCAUGACGUUUGCCGUGGUGACCAUUAUAUUCUGCUUUCUCAUCUCAGUGUUUUUCUCCAAAGCGAAGUUAGCGUCUGCCUGCGGCGGGAUAAUAUAUUUCUUGACCUACCUUCCUUUUGUGUUUAUUUCCAUCCGAGAGGAGGCUGGUUUUGUGAACGUGUCUGGCAAAGAGAAAAUGGCUGCUAGUUUGCUCUCCACUUCCGCUUUCGGAUUGGGAGCGAGGUACUUUGCCAUAUACGAAGAGGAAGGCGUCGGGGUGCAGUGGUCCAAUCUAGGAAAGAGUCCCGUAUGUAUUAUAUAACAAAGCGCAGGAAAGAUCCCCGUAUAUUUUACAAAUCAUAGCUUAGGAAAGAGUCCUGUACACCUGUAUGUUUUACAUGAAAUAAUUUAAUUAGGAUCAGGUUUCUUAUUUAUUACUUAACAUAAUUUAUUUAAUUCAGGAUUUACUAAGUUUGUUGACUUCUUCACCACAAAGUGUCCCAGGGCGUUCGUCUUUCAGUCUGGUAACGCUCAUUUAGAACUGUUUCGUAUUGGAGGCUACUAUGCAUUAAUUUUCAACAAUAUUCUUAACCUCAAGUCGAAGAUACCGCUGCAUUUGAUAAAUUUGCAUUCCACUUCCAAAGUCGCACAUUAAUUCUGAUCCAUGCGUGGGAAUGAAGUCGCAGAUGGACGAAACUCUUUUAAAACAAGACGUUCUGUACUUAAAGGGAUAGCUCUAGAUGCAGUGCAAUUUAUACGUCACUUUAAAGAAUAAGGGAUUAAUUUCCAUUUUUUUUUCUUUUUUCAUGACUGAGCUCUUCUACUAACUUUCCUCUCGCAGGACAAUCUUCAAUACCUUUGUUCUUAAUAUUUACACAAUAUUGAUUUAUAAAAUAAACCCUAGCUAUUCUGACUUUGAAAAUAAUGUCGAUCUCCACCGUUUUUGACCCCAGAUCAAAGGAGAUGAUUUCAACCUGCUGACAGUUUUGUACUGCAUGUUGAUGGACGCUGUAAUCUACGCUAUUAUGGUGUGGUACAUAGAGGCUGUUCACCCAGGCUCCUACGGCCUUCCGCGGCCCUGGUACUUUGUCUUUCAGCCUUCGUACUGGUUCGGCCACAACACGCAGUCCUGUCCUAAGAUGAGCCGUCGAACAUUUCAAAUGAUGACAUCGGAUGAGCUGGAGGAUGCGCCUCAGGCAGAUGGACUGUUGGCGUAUGAGAGAGAACCUAUCCACCUAUCACUGGGUGUCACAAUAGAAAACCUUGUUAAGGUAUGUAAAAUAUGGUCUUGUCUUGUCUUUUUUGCUUUUGCCAAUUCCUUUGUUAAAGGUAGAUGUAGUCGCUUGCUAAUAUUUGCUAGUUUGCACUGUGAACCAGCACAUACUCACUUAGACACAUUUUGUAAAGUUUCGACUUCUUGGAGUUCUGGAUGGCAAAGGUGACAGCGCUCUUGCCCGCCUUGUUACGGGGUUUAGAUGUUAACGACCUUAAAAAAAGCCCAAAGAUAAAUUUUUAAGAGGUCAUUAGCCCCCUGGGAAUGAAAUCGUAGUACGAUAGUCCGUUCGAUGUUUAGUUCAUCACGAGUAAACCAAGAAUUCAAUCCUCUUAAUUGCUGAUAUUCUUGUUUUUGUAACGUUGCCAUUAAUUCAAAUUCGUUGACAGGUUUACAAAGAAGGCAAAAAGCUAGCGGUUGACGGACUAACGCUUAAUCUUUAUGAAGGACAAAUCACUUCUUUCCUCGGCCACAACGGAGCUGGGAAGACAACAACCAUGUCAAUCUUGACAGGUCUGUUCCCGCCCACUGCUGGCACUGCAUACAUCUAUGGCUGUGACAUCAGGAAUGACAUGGAUAAGAUCCGGCGGAGCCUGGGAAUGUGUCCGCAGCACAAUGUUUUAUUUGACAGGUUAGUGAAAGGCCAACUUUUAACUCAGUCGCUGAUUUGUAAGAAUUGAGGGUACAAUUUUUAAACGGUGAAUUGAAGAACAACACGGGUUGCUUGUGGGUUGUGCACUUCAAUAUUUCCCGCUCAAUUAAAAAUCAGAAUUUCUGUCUGUAUUUAUUUACUUUACUGGUCCUGGUAGAGCCAGGUGUAAAUAUAGGCAAUGUUCUGUCUUUUUUUUCACCUCAUAGAGUGAUAAAAAAUAGUUGCGUAAGCCGUAUGGGUGCAGGUCAAAUUGUUGGGACGAAGAAUAAGAAAUUUCAGUUUGAAAACUUAUUCUAUAUAUUGGUACAAAUUAUUGCAGUGCUCAUUUAUUGAUUGAGUUCCACGCCCCCAGACGCAACUUAUACUGUUGACUCAAUAGUCAGAAUUGCCACACGCUAUCGUCGAAUUGGAAAUGGUAUUCAGAGUUUCCGUUUUUGUUUUUGAUUCUGGAUGUUCAGGAUGACAGUAGAUGAGCAUUUAUGGUUCUAUGCAAGACUUAAAGGAAUGCCAGAGCAAGAUGUCCAACGGGAGAUGGAUCAGUAAGUACAUAAAUUCCUUAGUUGUAAUUUAUUGAUAGAUGAAUCAAACGAGAUAUUAAUCAGGAAGUAUAUUAUUUCGUCUGUUGUAAGUAACUGUGACACAUUAUAAUGAGUAACAAACGGUUUGAAGUUUAGAGAAAUGAAGAGGUUUAGAUCAAUAUUUAACACUUAUUUCCUACAGAGGAUUUCUGUUAAAGUUUCCUCGCACUACACUUUCUAAAAUUAUGUGCCUCUCGUAGUAACAAUUAUGUCAAGUGUGACGGGUCCUCAAAACCUCUGUACAUUUUCCUCUUCUUACAGCUGUAAUGUUUGUCUUCUUGUUUUGUUUGGCUUGUAGUUAUUGCCUCUUUAACCGCUAGUUCUAUUACACCCUUCCUCGUUUGUAACGAAAAAGCUGAGGUCUGGGAUCGACUGUCCUCUAAGGUAUCUUGCUGUGUUUGGAGCCCAGACACUACCCUCACAGAGCUUCUCUCCACUCAGGAGUGUAAAUGGGUGACGCUGAACUGUCAGGGGAGCCUGAUGUAUGGGGCCCUCUAUGGUGCACAAACAUUUCAGUAAUUUGGAAGAGUUGGGUAGAAGAGUAGAGAUACUCUACGAAUCUAUGUCAUGAAACCUGGGAGAAGCUCCGGCUCAAUUAACUCAUCGGCCCGUUUGCUUACUGUACCUUUACCUUACUUUAACAGGCUUGUCAUGGACGUAGGGCUACCCAAGAAACGCCACUGCGCCGUGGAAACCCUGAGUGGAGGCAUGAAGAGAAAGCUCUCUGUGGCCAUGGCCUUUGCGGCUGGGUCAAGAACUAUUAUCUUAGAUGAGCCCACUGCUGGUGUGGAUCCUUACGCCAGGAGGGCCAUAUGGGACCUUUUGAUUAAGUACAAGAGAGGUAAGCAAAUUUAAAUAAUGGCUAAGAUUGACAAAUCAGUUCAGGUCAAAUCGAUGGAAGGUUGCAUCGGAGACCUCAAUCCAUUCUGAACUAACUGACCUUGGUUAGAGUUUCGCUGCGUGCCACUGGACAAAGUACACAGUUCUUAGGGCUUUUAUGAAAUUGUUAUGUUGUCACAGCCUUCGAUUUCUUCUUAUAGGCAUUACAGGUUGAUUCGAAGGUUUCUGUUAAGAGGGAUAGUCGAACGCUCUUCUGGUCUGGAAGUUGUCUACUUUCCAAAUCUUAUACAGUACUGAGUUUAGAAAGGAUUAAGCUAAGAGACUGGCAUCCCUUAAGUGCACCUUUCCCUCGCGGUUAUCCUUUACAAGUUAUUCUUACAUCACCUCACCUUUUCAUUCAUCCCGAGAGGAUCUAGAAUUAAACAAUCUUGUUCCGAGAAUUUAGCUUAUUUGGUCAUUCCGAGCCCAUCUAUUCAGUUAUUUACUGCUAAACAUUCACGCACCAUGCAGGGUACUCUUAACAUUAUUCCCUCGAGCCUACAUCACUCGUGUUGAAAAAUAACAGUAGAUAGAUUGCCUUUUUAUAAGACUCAAACUCGUUAGUUCAAGAGACUUAGAAAAUGAGCGUGGUUGUUUCCAGGUCGAACUAUCUUACUCUCCACGCACUUUAUGGACGAGGCAGACUUGUUAGGAGACCGUAUCGCCAUCAUUUCAAACGGCAAGCUCCGCUGUGUAGGCUCGCCACUUUUCUUGAAGAGUCACUUUGGAGAUGGUUACCAUCUUACCCUGGUAAAGAAGCACGACAGAACUCUUCAGGGGUCCAUAGUGAAUGUUCAUAUGACACCCGCGGAAUCUAGCCAGGGACUGGAAACGAGCGAAACGAGAUCAAGCAACAGCACACUUCAUUCUGGUAAGUGUAACAUUCGAAUUCGGAACUCAUCGUUAUAGGGUAGACGAGCUCACCACUACAUAAUUCCAGCCGCCCAAAUUGUAUUUACCGAAGCAAAAUUUAUCCAGGCACUGAUCUUUGGAAUCUCUGUGAUACGCAGAUCAUCUGAGCAGUGAUGAAGACCAUGCGAAAAAGGUUACAAAUUUCAUCAAAUCUCACGUGCCAGCAGCCAGGCUAGAACAGAAAACUCAACAGGAACUCACGUUUAUCCUGCCUGACAACUCCGUCAAACGGGGAGGAUUUGAAAUUUUCUUUAGUGAUUUGGAGAAGAAACAAUCUGAGCUGGGGAUUGAUAGUUUUGGACUCACUGACACCGCACUGGAGGAGGUAUUUUUAGAAUUAAAAAAAGUUUGGUAAAUUUGUUUUGUAAGUUGAAUUGGGGUUAAUGGAGGUUUCGCCCCAUUAAAAGUCCCCCCUCUCCCUUCAUCGUAGGGGCGAGUUCGCCCCUAUGGUAAAACAAGUUCGCCCCCAUUUUAGCGUGCCUUCGUGGACUAGCGUUUGACACUGAAAAAAGAAAUGCAUGUUAAUCAAAAUGUUAUGAUUUCGACAGUAAAGGAAUAUGUUCGGUCAUAAAGAACGAGUCGAAACACUUGGGGCGAACUGGAAGGGGUGAUGUCGUUUUAUUUCUGAGGGCAAACCGGAAAAGAAGGUAGGGGACGAACUUGCAAUGGAGCAAAACCUUCAGAUACCUUAAUAGGUAGCUUUAAACUACUAUUUGUUCAAGCAACUUUCUACUUCUGGUUCGGAUUAAUCGCGCGAAACUCUCAGCCUAUCAGUUUCUUUUGGAUGGUGCGACGGGGUACGCUGGGAGAGGGGAACUUCUCAUAGUCUAAGUUCGAAGACAAAGCUUUCUCCUCCUUUAUUGAUAAUGUUAUUUUUUGUUGUAGGUUUUCCUGAAGGUAACCGACGUUUCAUCUCGAGAUGAAUCAGGUUUGUCAACCUUACUGAUUUACGAAGAACUGCCUCUAUAGCGGACACCAACAUCCGCAAAAUUUACCGUUGAUGUUGUACACUUUACAAUUAGGGGAGGCAAAGGAAAAAUAAGAUUUAUCGUAUUCAUCAAAAAUGCAAAUAUUUAACAGUGUUGUAAAUAAUAAUGGUUCAUCAGACUGAAAGAGUUUAAUGAAAGCCGUUCGAGGCUCGCGUGAACGAGGAGUUGAAUCAUCGUUGUGUUCAUACUUUUAAUGUCACUGAAGUUCAGUCUCUACUGUUGUUUUGUUUAAUACUGUUAAGCUGCGAGUAUAAUGCAUACUAACUUGACUAACCUUUCAAAAAUACCGUAGGACUGCUCGGGAUAGAAAGCGAUAUCCAACCCAGAGAGAGAAGUAAUACUCCAGGGUAUCACUGUCUAAAACCUUCCAUAGUUUUGUUCAUUGCGUAGAAGAAAAGGAACAGAAGUGGCAUGAAAAUUAAAAAAAAAAAUUCAGUGCCUCUCCGUAAGCCUCCCCUCUGAACCUCCCCUCUCCUGACGUGAGCAGUUUGAAACCAUAAAAAUCUCAGACCUUGGCUACCUUUUUCAUUCUCCCGCCCACUUAAAUAGUUAGUGACAGCCCUGAGGGGCUCGUACUUUUAGAAAUCAACUUAGUUCAAAUUUCUUAAGACUAAUGAAACAUCCAGGCGUCCAGACCGGCACAAAUCUUAUAACACUUUAUUUUGCGCCUGACAGAAGAACUCAAUUCUUCCAUCAUUGAAAACUCCUCAAACCAUGCUGAGUCUUCGAGCACUAUGCUCAGCGGCGAUCCCUCUGGACCAGGUGACGAGUGGGAGGAAGAUUUACCAAGGGAAGGAGAGAUUGAACUCGGCGACUUUUCGGAGGUUCGAUACAAUGCGAGAGAACAACUGUUAAGCCCAGAGAUCCAGGAAGAGGCCGGCUAUCAAUAUGGUAAGUACACAUUCAAACCGAUUUAGCCAGAACAAGUGCUGAUUGGCUUUUAGGAGUCGAGAUUGUACGUAGAUCGUGAAUGAUUAAGGAUCUUUCAUUUAGCUUUGGAAACCAUGUUUGUACAAAAAAAGUUUGUUUACAUAUUUUCACGUUUGACUGCAGUUGUCAUGCAAGAAGAAAUAUUAAGCGAAAAAUUAAGAAAAAGAGAUAAAAGAAAUCCUUGUUGUGUUUUUAAAUAUAUUCUUCGUGAAAAAUUACUUGACUUAGUAUAAUUCGACGUAAUGCAUUUAACCAAUUUUCGGACCGCUUUCGACUUUCGAACGUCGGAAUAUACGAUUUCUCAGGCCUAUACGCUUUUUCCUCCCAGCUGAUCAGACGCCGUUUAAUGCAGCAUUCCAAGGUGUUGGUUCUCGCACACUCACUGGUGCUCCUCUAAAACUGCAGCAGUUCUACGCGCUGUUGAUAAAACGUUUCCACCAUGCACGUCGAAACUUCAAAGGAGUCAUCUCUCAAAUCCUUUUACCUGCCAUUUUUAUCUCUAUUGCUAUGGUUAUGGCCCUUUCGUUUCCCAAGACCCCGGAUCAACCUCCAUUGGAAUUAACUCCAUCCAUGUUCCCGCGGCCUAACUACAUCCCGUUUGCAAACGAGGCUAAGGGAGUGAACCGCUUGGCGUCGCGACUGGACAAAACACUGACUCUCCUCUCUGGGGUGGGAGCGACUUGUUGUCUGCGUUCAAUCAAUCUAACUACCACAGACUCUAAACCUUCAAAGGAGAACUUAGCCCAAUUGUUCAAUCAUUCGUGUUCGGUCUCGAUAGACGAAGUUUCUGAUGAUUAUUUCAAACCGUCCAACAUUAACCUGGGGUUCAUUUACACAAACGGAUCUAAUGUGUCCCAUGCAGUUACUCACAAGGACACGGGCAGGGGUGCCGGUGCUCCGCUAACAGGACGGCGUAUGUGUGCGACCGGGGAGCGGCCGGGACAUCCUAAGGAACUGGUCACCAUUACAUUGGAUACAUUACAGAACAUCACGGGGAGAAAUAUUUCAAAAUAUCUCCUGUAUACCACGAAGACUUUUAGGCUUCACAGGUAAUGAUCGUAAACAAUGUAAUUGAACUAUGUUUAUUUGGAUCUUCUGGUCUCUUGACGGGUCCUAGGGAAUGAAGCUUACGGGCGGGGGAGGAGAUGCCUAUGAAGGGAUAUCAUUUUGAUUGGUGUAACCGGAGAUUUUAGCUGCGAAGGUGUAAGCUGUUGAGAGUGGAAGGGGCGGGGGAGGAGGGGUAGGGUUUUCUUUUAGAGGAGCAAACGUGUCGGUAACAAUUAGAUGGGGAUUUCAAGCGGUAUUUUAUAGUAUAGCAUUUGGGCGUCUGGGGUAAACGUUCCCAAUUUUUAGUUCUUUGACGUGAUGGCGUUUUUAUCUUUCCGUACCAUAGAUAUGGUGCGCUCUCCUUCGGUGAAGUUGUGAGUUUCGUGCCUCAGAAGUUGGACAAAGUUAAAAUAGCCUCUGUUAGACGAUUAGCUGUCAGAGAAGCUGUCAAGGUUUGUAUAUAUAUAUUUGUUUGUUUGUCUUCAUAUAGACUUGCAUGCAUACUCACCCGGCUUGCUUCUUACUUCUGUAGGCGUGGUACAAUAACAAGGGCUACCAUGCCAUGCCAACGUACUUGAAUGUUAUGAACAAUGCCAUUCUGCGAGCCUCUCUGGCAAAGGAGAAGGGGAAUCCUGCAGCCUAUGGUACGUAGUAGACACAGCGAUGUUAACAGCUGCUUUUUAUAGGAGGUUUCCAAAGAAGUUGUCCCUGUUUAAUUUCAUUUGUGGAUCACUGUGCAGAUUUCCCGUUGUAACAAAUCAGUGUUUCCAAAAUUUCCCUAUUUUUUUAAGUGUUACACUCAUCUUCAAAGUCGUCUUUUGUAAACGCCUCUUUGAUUCAUUUGUUUUGAUUUAUAUUCUCGUGUUGUACAUUUCGAUUGAAUUUCCUCAAACCAACACCAAAGGAAUCACAACUGCCAAUUGGAACAAAGGAGAGUUUAUAGAGGAGCUAACGAUAUUUCAAAAUAAAGUAAGCAAACCGUCUGAAACGCGCUUGAACUCAAGUAACUAAGUCGCGAUUAGUUUUAUUUUCGUCUCUCGUUGGUGUAGAGGAGACCAAUUAUUAAUCAUAGGAAAGAAAAAAGGAAGACAAUUUUACACAUGAUAAGAAAUUACCCCUAAUUCAAUUUGGUAGCUCUUUAUCAUCAUCAUUAUAAUAGUGAAGCGGGACAUGAAAACAAAGCUUCCUACUACUUUUGUGUUAACAAAAAUUCCUUUUUCCUUUGACAGGUAUCACAGUGUUUAACCAUCCCUUCAAUAAAACUGAUUCCAAUCAGCUGUCAGCCAGAUACAUGUGAGUUGUUCAGAUUAUUCAUUUAUCCACUUUGUCAAGAGGAUAGGAGACGCUGUGCCUAACGUCGGGUUAGCACUGUGGGCUUUAAAUCGAGAGGUCUGGGGUCGAACCCUGGCCGAGUCAAUAUGUGGUGCUUUUCGGUAAGACGCUUCCAUAUCCACAGCCGGGUUGUUCAAAACUUGAUUAAGCUACCCAUGUUUCAUUUAAUUUUUUCUGUAGCUCUUCCUGACAAUUUUAGCAUUCACAUUUUGUUUCCUUCAAUUUUGCUUACAGCAAGAUGAAAUCAAAUUAAAAAACGAGCUCGAAUAUAUGCUUCUCUCACGAAAAACCAAAACGAAGUUUUAAUUUUAACUUUCAAUUAACGCGGAGCUUCUUUUAAAUAACCAGCCCGAGGUUUAUAAAUGAGUACCGGUGAACUGUUACGAAACAUAAACAAAAUACUGGGUCGGUUUCUUACGAUGGUUUUGCAUUACAUCUAGGAAGAGUUCUUUGAUGGAGCUAUUAUGUUAUUUUGCAGGCGUCAAGGAACAGAUCUAGUGAUUGCUAUCUUUGUGAUAAUCGCCAUGUCGUUUGUACCGGCGAGUUUUGUCGUAUUUCUUGUAACCGAGAGAGCUUCCAAAGCUAAGCAUCUGCAGUUUGUCAGCGGCGUCGACCCCGUCAUUUACUGGCUUUCUAACUACGUUUGGGAUCUGGUAAGUAAAGAGUUUUCAUUCUUUUAGACAAAUUCUUGCCUUUGUCUCACACUUUGUCCGCUUUUGAGUUUGAGUUCAGCUUAGGACAAUUAGAGUGCAGUAAACGAAAGUACUCCGAGAGGUACAAAAGUUAAGUCAAUCGCGACUUUCUCGCUUGCUUUUUUGGGUUCUGAGUGAUUUCUGGUGAUUUAUAUGAUUGUUUUGAUUUGCUACUGUGAUUACUUUGGGUUUUACGAUUCUAAGUCGAAAAGCGUUCUAUAGCAAAAAGUCUUCAGCAAUCGCGGUUAUUCAAGACGUGUAGCAAGUAGAUUGACAACUAAAGCUGCAUUAUAAACGAAAACUGUGUUACCGUGACUCUUCCCACAGUGUAACUACCUAAUCCCAGCGUGUGCCUGUAUCACUCUCCUACAUGUGUUUAAAGUACCAGCCUACUCUUCAGACACGAACUUCCCGGCCGUUGUCUGCCUCUUCCUGCUUUACGGGUGAGUUAAUGAAUGACCACAAACUGUUUCUCUUGUACGAAGCGGAUCGACAGUUACCCAAUGAAAGUCAAAAUAAUCCGGUAUUGCUCUGGUUUGUUUUACCUGGAUCUGUGAUUUGUCAAUAAAACUCGCACUACCCUCUCCACUAAUCACUGACAAGUUAAAAAUAGAAGUUAACCCUUUAACUCCCAAGAUCUCAUCAGUAAUUCUCCUCACUUUCUGCCAUACAGUUCUUGUGAUGUUAGUUUUGAGAAUUUGGUAUUGGAUCAACUAAUGAUCCUCUAAAUGAUAUUUUUAUUUAUUCUCAUCACCUGUCUGCUUGAUAUUGUAUUGAUAUCGUAAGGAGAAAUUCUGUCGCGAUCACUUAGGGGAGUUAAGGGUUAAACCCAACGGCGGAUUGACUUAGUCACCCGCCUUUUCCCAUGAUUCAGGGAGUUUGCUUGAGUUUACUUCCAAUACUCUUUAGCUUUUGGUAGUCUUGAAAUAUUUUAAUCCGUUCAAAAUGGGCGUUGUGACAAUUUUAUCUUUGCUUUGGUUUUUACGGCGCUCAGUCAAAUUGCGCUGUGAUUAAUUACCGAUUGGUUUCUCUUUGAUUUAUGGUGCAUUCUGGUGAUUUGGUUACCGUCACCCACCAUCUGAUCGUUUCACCCUGCUGUUGUACCGUAGUUAAAAAUAUUUCUUUACCUGUCUCUUAUAAACUAGUUUUCGCUUAACUUUCACUUGACGUUUCGUUGCAGAUGGUCCAUUACUCCCAUGAUGUAUCCAGGAGCGUUCUAUUUCAGCGAAGCCAGCUCCGCGUACGUGUUUAUGAUAGUGGUUAACCUCUUUGUUGGAGUUACUGCCACCGUUACUACAUUCAUUCUGCAGCUUUUCCCAGAUGAUGUGGUAAGAUACUACACUAAAAGAAUCUUUAUGUGUGCUUAAAUCUCGUGCUCUACUUAAAUUUUCUCUUAGCAUGCAACGUUUGGUUAGAGGUGAUGCUAAGCAAACUAACGCCGACACAGUAUAGUAAAAAAAACUGGCGGAGUUAUAACUAUCACACGAUGUUUUCAGGAUCUUUUUUUCAACACGCCAAAUUACCUUGAACGUGAGGGAAAUCGAAAAUUUUUAAUUUGUCAGAGAGAGUGACAGCAAUAUGGGAAAAUGUCCCAUAAAGGCACGAGAAUGAUUCAGGAUAGAGACGAUUCACAAUUAAGGAUUGCAAGCAACCAAUUUGAAUGUAUGAUACACGUGAGAAAGACAUUUUUUGUUCUCAGUAUCGUUCAUGUUGCUUCCUAUGAAAUAGUAUGUAAAUGGAUAAUAUUUUGUAUUGUUUGAUAGGUGACUCCCCUCAAUAGUGAGCUCUCCUUUGAAGUUCCUGAUUGAAUCUAUUUGCUCUUUUUUCAGCUGUUAACCAAAGUUUACGAAGCCUUGAGAAUUAUCAAUCUUGGAUUUCCGAACUACUGUUUGGGACAUGGUCUUAUGGACCUGGCUUACAAUCAGUAUUUGACAGAGUACUACACACAGAUAGGUAUAACAUGGAGAUUAUGUCAUGGAAAGAGCGCGCGAAAGAUGUUUAUUCACAAGUUGCGAUGCAUCAAAAAAACGAACUAGUGAGCGCCGCGAACGAGUGAUUUUUUUGAUACAUUGCAACGAAUGACCUAAAGUCGUUCCAGCACUUUUGAUGAUAUGAUGUUUUUAUUUCAAACAUUCCCAUAUUUUUUCACAUUUGAAUUCGAAGACUGGAAGCGAACGACUGUGAAAAUACAUCGUUCGUCUAAUCAGAGACACGAAUGAUAAUACUUCGCAGUGUAAAUCUCAGUAUGUAUGGAGUAAAAUCAAUUACGAGUUGUUAGAGCACAUUAGAAAUUGCACUAGACGUAAAUAGGUAUAACUGAUGUCACCAUUUUCAUGAAUCUGACCAAAACAAAGGGAGAGAAACAGUUACUCCUAGAUGGUUGAUAUUUCCGACAACUCAGUUAUCAGGCUAAAAGCUUAGACAAUUAAGUUUUUUCCCAAGUGGUUUAGUUCCAACGCAGUUGGCUUCGUCUUCGUUUUAGACCUUUUGUCUGUUUUCAGGUGAGGACGAUAAGAUUAGGGAUCCCUUUGAAUGGCUCCUCACAACACGUAACCUGGCAUGCAUGGCUGUGGAAGGAAUAGUGUUCUUUAUUUUCACCGUGCUGAUAGAAUUCAGAUUCUUUGUGAAGCGAAGGUGAGCUUUUAAAGUCCUUCACCUGCAAGAAAAACCAAAAGGAAUCUCUACAUGUAAUGUUAAUAUUUUCAAGCAAAAUAUUGAUAAGGUUAAAAGAAAACUUUCAAUUGGGUAAUAUUCACUGUUUUAACGAAAAAUUCUUAGAGCUAAAAUUGGUAAGAUAUGUUUGGCAAGUAGUAAGAGAGUUGAUUUUAGAUCGCAGGAUUGACAGGAAUAAAAGAAGAACGCCACGAAAUGAUAGUUGUUAUAACUUAUACCGAUGUGUUCUCUUAAGACGCACGCACGUGUCCAAGGAACCAGUGGAGGGCCUGGAUGAGGACGUAGCAGCUGAGAAAGACAGAGUUCUGAGUGGGGGCGCCAGAAGGGACCUUGUACGGUUAGAAAACUUAACAAAGGUGAGGCGUUGCGAUCCGCGAAGAUUCAGUGGAUUUAGAUCAGUUACACAGUAGAUACAGGUGUAACACAGCCUCGUUUGCUUAAUUGAAGUCAGUGGCGUUAUUCUCAGCGUUAUUGCUGAUGAAAGCAACAGAUAACUGCCUUUGAAAUACGACUUUUCAAUAAAUUUCGGGAUUGUCACCAAUUUAUCGUCCUUUUCUCUUCGAAGGUUUACUUUUCUAGAAAGCGUGGUAAGCAUCUGGCCGUGGAUAGACUUUGUUUAGGGGUACCUAAGGGAGAGGUGAGUUUUACACUAUCAGUUGGAACCGAUUUGCAAAUUCAUUUGAAGAUUCUGUAGUAGAAAAUUCACAGCGCAUUUUCUCAAGGUUAUCCUUCGUCCUUGCAGUGUUUUGGUUUGCUCGGUGUUAAUGGAGCUGGAAAAACGAGUACAUUUAAGAUGUUAACCGGAGACACCUCAUUGACGGCGGGAAAUGCCUACCUAAACACACACAGGUUAGUCAUGAGCCGAAGGUUAGUUCACUGAAAUGAGUUUUGCAGUUGCUUAUUGCAAUAGUUAUCGGUCAUCAUCAUCAUCAUCAUCAUCAUCAUCAUCAUCAUCAUCAUCGCUCGUUGCGCCAGUAGGCGCAUGAGGCCGUCACAUUGUCCUCCCAACCCCCCUGUCGUGUGCCACUGCCUUGGCCAAAUUCCAGCUCUUCCACCCUGCCUUGCCUCUCUCUCUUUCGACAGUCCUUCUCCAAGUGGUUUUUGGUCUUCCUCUCGCCCUUCGACCCUCUGGUGUCCACCCCAAUGUGGUAAAACAGUUAUCGAUGGAUAAGUGUAAAGGAGCUUAGAGUGGAACACCAAAUAGCUUGCAAUAUAACCAAUCUGGUCAGGACAUUUGACUGCUUUGAAACAAUCUGAAGAUCCGCCCUCUUUGGAAAUUAUCGGACAGUCUUGGAGUUGUCGCUCUAAUUAGCCCUCUCAUCGAUAAUUCGAAUUUUCGAUCGUGUAAUUAUGUUUUAGAUAGGUGAAUGGCCUUCCAGACAGGGAGACAGAUGGGUAGAUUGACGAACUGACAGACGCAGAAACAGACACAUUUACAGACAGACAGACACAUUAAUGGAUAGACAGAUGGAUAAACGGAUAGACAGACUGACAGACUCAGUGAGGCAAUGACCUAUAGACAGAAACAGAUGCUUAUAGAGACGCUGUUACGGCAGGCAGACAGACAGACUGACGGAUGUAGACAGACAUUGACGAGAUAGACAUAAGUAUGGACUGUUUUACCGACGAAAUGACAGAUCAAUUAAUUAACGUUUGUUUUUUCUUUGACAACAGUAUUGUGUCCGAGAUGCAGAAGGUCCAUAAGUGCAUGGGAUACUGUCCCCAGUUCGACGCUCUCAUCGAUGAACUGACAGCGAGUGAACAUCUGACGCUUUACGCACGGCUUAGAGGAAUUCCUGGAAACGAAUUGCAGUCGGUAAGUAGCAUGGACCAUCUGUGUAGCCCUCUGUAGCGCUUGCGAUUUUAGAUUUUAAACUUACCCUCUUUGAGAUUGAAUGCCACUUUGAGACAAAACCUAUGAAAAUAGUAGUUAAAAGGAAAAUAAAGAAAUUUAGUUUCGGCCUGUUUUAAACGUUCUGUACUUAAAUUUCACGAUUCCUAAAUGUUGUGUCACUGGUAACAACUGGUUGUGGAAAAUUUAAUAAAAAACUUGGUCGUUGUCCCAUUUGCCCCCCAAAAUGAGAAUUCAGUUGGAUCACGCAUCAAGCUACCAUGUCUUAAUGAGCCGUGAAACAAGUGAAGGGGACUCAAUAUCCCUGUUUGGCUCAGAAGUAAUCUAAAGUGCUAACUUCUCUCAAAAUUUCACCACAUCAUCGAUUAAAAGUAGAUGAAAAUGGAUAAACGUUUUAGUUGUAGAGUUUUAUUUGAUAUAAGGAUUAAGAACCUCUAAUCAAAUCGCGGGAGUUGAAGGGUUAAAAAGUUUUGUUUGCAAAUUUAGGUCUCGCUCACCCCGCGAGCAUCAUUUUUACAAAUUCACUCUCUAGCGUUUAUCUUACGUAGUAUAGAUUUUUGUUGUGAUGGAAUCUUGUAUUUAUCGUUAGGUUGUAACGUGGGCGCUCAAGAAGCUUUCACUGUCACGCUUUGCUAAGAGACCCAGCAAAACGUACAGCGGUGGAAACAAAAGGAAACUUUCAACCGCCAUGGCUCUGAUUGGCAACCCGCCAAUAAUAUUCUUGGUAAUUAAUUCGUGUUAUUUGUUUUUUUUUUAGUAUUAUACAAAUUAAAACGAAAUCCCAACAAACCUUUUGUAGACAGUUAGCGAAGAGAGAUUAUUUUUUUAAACCAACUUUCCGUUACAUGCGAUAUUUCGAGAUAAGGACAAGGUUAAUCUACUUCGCAAUGCUAAAUUUCAACUAAGUAAACCCUACUUUGGAGGGGUUGUUCAAAGCAAAUAUGAGCUUCAGUUUGAAAUACGUUUGUUUGGUUAUGGUUUUCCGCACUCAGGUGUUCCUCUGUUUAUGUUUUGAAUAUGUAUCUCUUGUUUUCACAAAGCAUUAACAACUUCGAAAAAAGACAGUUUUUGUAUUCCUUGAGUGCUGAUUCGGGAUAUGUGAGACCCUCUAACUUGAUUGAUCACAAUGUUUCUUUUCAUUUUUUCCUGUGUUCAGGAUGAGCCUACCACAGGGAUGGAUCCACAUGCUCGUCGCUUUCUGUGGAAUUUGAUUCUGGAUAUCAUUAAGGACGGCCGCUCAGUUAUCUUGACUUCACACAGGUCAGUUUUUAGCAACGGCUAGCACAAAACUACUCGUAAGUUUGAAUCAGUAUUUUUCUGUUAAACUCACGCUUGCGUUAUGUCCAACAGUAUGGAGGAAUGUGAAGCACUGUGCACUCGCUUGGCUAUCAUGGUCAAUGGCCGCUUUAAGUGCCUUGGAAGCUGUCAACACCUGAAAAACAGGUCAGUUGUACGCACGAAUAUCCACAAAGGAGAGUUUCGAGUUGUUUUUGGAUCCUGUUCCACCCCUUUUUCAGUGGAAAAGUAAAAAAUAAUCCAGAAUAGUAAUGUUUUCGUCUAAAAAUGCUCUCUGAUUGGUCCAAAAGUUUCGCGCCACCACCAGACUGAGCUAGACUUGACUGUUAGCCUUUCUUGCACUUCAGGCAGUUUUGGUGCUUGUUUUUUUUUUUACUUAUCAUUGCUUCUUUUGAGAAGUCACUUGUAUGCAGAGUUACUUAUAUCCGUUGCGAGUACUUUAGUCUUGGUUAAUGAUUCUCAAUCAAAAAGGGCUGAAGUUGUGAGCAGAAGCUCGAUUUACCUGGAACGCGUUCAAUUUUUGACAGGUUCGGGGAGGGCUACAUCAUCACUGUCCGUGUUCAGGGAGACCUACCCAAUUUGGAGCCUUUGUACCAGUUUUUCUCCGAAAAGUUCCCUCGUGCAACGUUAAAGGUAAAACAGACUUACGCAAUUUUCCAAGUACAUGUUUGGUAGACGGUAUGGUAUGGUAGACUUGAGUGUCAGGGUAUUUAGCUUUGAAAAAUCUAAUUGGUGAAACUGUUAAAUUGUAAACAGUUAAAAAAAAUCCAUGUUUCUUUAUCGUUUGUUCUUGUCCCCUUUUUUUUCUGCACGAACACACUAUUAUGUUAAGGUUUCCCUCUGAUAAAAGGGAAUUCUCUCUGACGCCUGAACACUAUUUUGAAGAAUCAUAGUGUAACUCCUUUGGCACUUACUCUCGAAAAAUUCACUCAUUUUCAGGAAAAUCAUCAUAACAUGGUUCAGUACCAGCUCCCCUCGGGUGUCAUGGCACUCUCCGAGGUGUUUGGGCAUAUCGAAUCAUCCUAUGAAGUGUUGAAAAUCGAGGACUAUUCCGUUAGCCAGACAACACUGGAUAACGUAAGUAAUUCUUCCGGCUGCUUCUUCUAUCUUUCCUGUCCCUUAGGUUUAUGGGCUAUCUUGUUGUUAAAUCUUGUUCAAUUUUCCCAGGUUUUUAUCAACUUUGCCCGUCAACAAACGGACGAAAUUGAUUUUGACGACAAAUCAUUGUCGACUGGAAGGACUGGGUCGAGAUUCAGAGUACGCAGGCGUGCGGAGAGGUUGCGAGACAUUUGGUCUGACGAGGUGCGGUUCAGUGCUUUGGAAGAGGAAGAUGGGGAGCCUGGGGCAUAUGAUGAUGAUGAUGACGCCUGGCAAGUAACCUUCUCUGACCGGGUGAGUUUGGUCCCGUUUUCAUCUGCGAAUGAUUAUCUAUGA
Pocillopora meandrina is the source of this 22920-nucleotide messenger RNA. The record is from the annotation of a GenBank genome assembly. Lineage: Eukaryota; Metazoa; Cnidaria; Anthozoa; Scleractinia; Pocilloporidae.